Messenger RNA from Pocillopora verrucosa, 1428 nucleotides. RefSeq lists its product as uncharacterized. Lineage: Eukaryota; Metazoa; Cnidaria; Anthozoa; Scleractinia; Pocilloporidae. The record is from RefSeq and is a predicted model, not a curated record.
AGCAGAGUAGAAAGCGAUUUGUUCGUGAUUUUUCCUCUGAGAUUACAGACAGGACUCGCUCAUGGCCAGUGCUGCACCAACUGCUUCAUCCACAAAGGAAACAACAAACUAUGCCAGGUUGUGCCGUCUGCUGGUUGAUAUUGCAACCCAAGCUCUUCGAGAUACGUUUGAUGCCAUCCAUGCACCAGGAAAUUUACACUCAGUUUUGGCGGCAAAGAAGCCCACCUUACAAUCUCUUAAACAGAAGAAGGUUAUCAAUCACAUACAAUGGGGGAAACUUUACCCUGCCAUCCUUACCUCAGUGUCUUCUCGUGACUUUGACACAACUUUGCUGAUGGUUCUGUUACGGAACCUAUGCGGCUUAACUGCUCCGCUGACCGGCUGGGACGCAUUGCCUGCCGUAACAGACCUUAGCAAGGAAGCAGACAUUGCCCGAGUUAAGUAUUUUAGGAACACUGUGUACGGUCACGCUGAGAAAGCUUCUGUUGAUGACGUGAAGUUCAAUGACUACUGGCGUGACAUCAGGGACACUCUGGUCAGACUGGGAGGUUUUACUUAUGAAGCUGCCAUUGACAAUCUUAGAAACGAGUGCAUGGACCCUGAAGUUGAAGAUCACUUCAUGGAAUUACUGAGUCAAUGGAAAAAGGACGAGAACAACAUUAAAGAUCAGCUGGACGUAAUUACGAAAAAUCUUGAAGUCCUGAAGUCAAAAGAUGAAGAUCAAGCUCCUUUUGGAAAUCGAGUGGACAGAGAAAACCAUGGGAGCUUGAAUUCUAUUCUGGGGAUAUUGACUGGAUAUGCCGAUCUGCAUAGUGGCCAGCUCACAUUUAAAGGACGAGGAAUUUACUACAACUCCCACGCAAGGUUUCACUCUUUAAGAAAACCUUGGGUUUACGACGCCGAAGCCCGUGACAUAGAGAGUGGUAUCAGCUGUGAGGAACGUGGUUAUCAUGUCAGGUACGAUGCUGAGCAGAAUGCUGUGGAGAAACUCAAGGGAAUACUCAAGAGCGAAGGGCUCCUUUACGAGUCGUGAUUUGGCAUGCAUGUUUCUCUGCAAAGUGUAGAUCAAUUCGAAGCUUCAACAUCCCCCCAGCAACCCACUGGCAUUUGACCGUCGCCCGUGCCCAGGGUUGGGCAAUUUGAACCUUGCUUGGCUGGGGCGGGGAUUUUGAACCAGAAGUGUUAAGUCUUUCCAGCAAAACAAACCAGUCUUUAAAAGUUCAGAUACCGUGGGUUUGCCCGAGGGAGGACGUUGAAGCUUCGAUUUGAUCGACGCAUAAGGAAACGCAAAACGCAUGAACGACUUGGGGCCAAACUAGGCAAAAACUCGUAAGAAGCUUAAAGGAAAGACUUAAUAUAGACUUAGUACUAUUUACAUCUUAUUAAAUAAGGCUUAGCAUUAAUAUUUGCAAGGUUUUCAGUAGAUAU